CACUGGUUUUCCCCUCUCGUGACUGAUUUAACCCAACACGCCGUAGAUCUAGAGUGUCAACAGUCUUCAGAGGAAGCUGGGAAAGUGCAGAUGUUUAGAGUUGAUUUAAUCUUCCAACUUUCAAAAGACACCAUUAAAUAUAGGGUUUGGCCGUUUCCCAGUUCCAGAAGCCAGAAAUCCUCAGAGAUUUAUUAUAAGGAACCGGUAUGAACACCACCUCCUUCCCGCAGUCCUCCUCGCCUGGCUCCGGCUCCCUGCCCGUGAGCACCUCAGCCCGAGUCGGCAUUGCCAUCCUGACCGUGGCCUUUGUGCUGGGUUUCCCUGGGAACAUGUUUGUCGUCUGGUCUGUGCUUUGCCGAGUGAAGAAGCGUUCGGUGACGUGUUUGUUGGUGCUGAACCUUGCCCUGGCUGAUGCCUUUGUGCUGCUCAGCGCACCGCUCUUCCUACGGUACCUGGCAAGAAUGGACUGGGAGUUUGGCACGGCGGCGUGCAAACUGGUCCAUUACCUGUCGUCCGUGAAUAUGUAUGUGUCCAUCUACCUCAUCUGUCUGAUGAGCAUGGACCGCUGGCUGGCUGUCACAAGGCCUUUCCUGUCUCAGAGGAUGAGAACCAAGCGUUCCCUGCUGGUUCUCCUGUUGGGGGUGUGGAUGUUGGCGUUCCUCCUGUCAGUGCCGAUGCCUUUCUACCGCAGCAACGUGAAGGUUAUAAAGAACAACUUCACCUUAAGGUUGUGCAUGCCAUACCACUGGCGGAGUGUGGGCCACCGGAGCUUUCAGUACCUGUUUGAGACCAUCAUGGGCUGCCUGGUGCCCUUCUCCCUCAUCAGCACGUGUUACUCCUCCGUCAUCUGCAGACUGCAAAGCGCCAAGUUUCAUCGCAGAGGAAAAGGCAGCCGCCUGAUCCUGAUGAUCAUCUGUGCCUUUGCGUUGUUCUGGCUGCCCUAUCACAUUGUCAACAUCAUCGAGGUGGUGGGCCUCCUAGAAGACAGUGAAUCAGUGACUGGGGCAGCUCUCACAGCCCGACCCAACGUCACAGCCUUCGCUUACUUCAGCAGCGCCGUCAACCCCCUCCUUUAUGUAUUUGCUGGUAGCUCCCACAUCCGCCAGGCCGGGCUGAGCUUCAUGGGCAGACUGUUUGAGGCUACCAACUCAGAGAGCAGGACGUCCUCCGUCACCCGCAGCGGGCGGAGCGGCUCGUCUCCAGACGAGACCUCGGUACUGCAGACGCUGUCCGUUAAACUCGGGAAGCCUUUCAAAGGCAAGGAUAAGGAGAGGAGCUGCAGCGUAGCGGGCAAUGAGACCAACGUGCCAGAGCUCAAGACUCUGGCAACUGUCGAGCAGCUCUAAUAACAAUCAAGCUGUCAAAUAUGGACUACUGUAAUAUGAUUUUUCUGGCUUGCUUUAAGCUUUUUGUUCACGUAGAAAAAAGCUGCCGGUCAUGAAAGAGUUCCAACCAAAGCUAAAGCCCAGAAGAUCGUGUCACACCAUUACAGGAAAUUUCCUUCAUUUGAGCGGGAUUUACAAAUCCGUCUGAAACUCAAAUAUAAAUAACAAUAUUGCAGGGUUUCAUUUUACAAAUGUAAAAAUAACUAUUUUAUAGCUGAGAACAUGAGAAAAAAUACUCAAAAAUGUCCCCUUUAAUUUACACACA
This is a messenger RNA of Nothobranchius furzeri (turquoise killifish), 1650 nucleotides long. RefSeq names its product leukotriene B4 receptor (gene ltb4r). Gene Ontology annotation, molecular function: complement component C5a receptor activity; leukotriene receptor activity. Lineage: Eukaryota; Metazoa; Chordata; Actinopteri; Cyprinodontiformes; Nothobranchiidae. Gene Ontology annotation, cellular component: plasma membrane. Gene Ontology annotation, biological process: positive regulation of cytosolic calcium ion concentration; complement receptor mediated signaling pathway; phospholipase C-activating G protein-coupled receptor signaling pathway. The record is from RefSeq and is a predicted model, not a curated record.